AUGAAUCCCAAGUGGACUAUGGAGGUUGGUGUCUUUAAGGCUAUUCUCUCCUUUCCACGGCAUCGGCAUUGCUCGAUGAUGGUCGAUGAUCGACUUGUGCCUCUGCGGAUAACGACAAUAGACAUAGAUCGGGAAGCUUAUGAAGUUGGAUUACCACACAUCCAAAAGGUCGGCACGGAGAAUAAAAUCAAUUUCAUUCAAGCGAAGCUAUCUCGGUUGCAAGUGAAAUGUUCAACAACAAUGGAGUUUUUUCAAUUUCGCAAGCCAUUGAACUUAAUUGGUUCAUGA
Dovyalis caffra is the source of this 288-nucleotide messenger RNA. Lineage: Eukaryota; Viridiplantae; Streptophyta; Magnoliopsida; Malpighiales; Salicaceae. The record is from the annotation of a GenBank genome assembly.